AUGGUCAAUCUUCGAAGUCAAGCCAAAAAGAAAGUAGCAGAAGCGAAUAAGGAGAAUGAAGAUGUUGUUGCCAAGAAAGCUAAGCUAGAGAAAUUCGUCUCCGAGAAGGUCAAAACCAAAGGUGAAUCGAAGAGUUUUCAGGUUUUUAUUCCAUUUUUAGUCCCUAAAGUUAUCAAACCCGAUCCAGAAUGCCCUGUCCUUGGAUUCAAAGUGUAUCAAAAGAAUGGCCGGAUCUACGAUGCCCUUCUGAAUCAGGUAAUUUAUAUUGUACUUAAGAGUUUCUUCUUUAGACGAACAUUUCGAUGAACAACAACAAGUUCUACUUGCUUCAAGUUUUGGAGAGUGAGAAGGGGCCAAAAACCUACAAGCUUUGGUACAGAUGGGGUAGAGUUGGGUACAAGGUCGGUCUUCAACUUGCUUAUGUUAUUUAGGUACCUACUCAAGAUAAUUCGAAUAUAUUCAGGGACAAACAAAUCUCCGUGAAAUGAGUUUGCAAGGGGCGAAGAAAGAGUUUGAAGAGAAGUUUCAUGCCAAAACCAACAAUGUUUUUGGCGAGAAAUUUCAAAAAUUUCAAGGGAAGUACGAUCUGAUCCCAGUAGAUUACUCUCGACAAGACGAGGAGGAGCGAAGAGAUGAUCUCGAGGACGAAAGCGUCCCUUGCACGUUGGAUCCAAGAGUGAAGAAUGUAAUUGAUCUGAUUUCGGAUCUAAAAGCAAUGGAGAAACAUCUGAAACGGCUUCAUUUUGAUACCAAUAGGACUCCUUUGGGUAGGUCAAUAUUUUUUAUUGUCUAAUCUUGGAUUUAGGUUGCAUUUUAAAGGAUCAAAUAAAAGUUGGAUACAAAAUCUUGAGUAAAAUCGAGAAACGGAUAAUAGGUAAAUCUUUUGGAGGAGAAUUCCACGCGUUGGUCAGCGAUUAUUACACUAAGAUUCCUCAUUACUUUGGGUAAGUGGCUUUUUUUAGUUUAUUGGUCUUUAGAAUGCGUCCGCCUUCAUCCUUGCAAUCACUUGAGGACAUUAAAGAUGAGUUAUCCCUUUUGGAGGCUUUGGUUCAAGCUGAAGCGAUUGUGGAUCAUACCAAGAAGGAGAUCAAAAAGAUCAAUCCAUCUGAUAGAAAUUAUCAGAGGUUGAACUGCAAACUGGAACCAAUUAGUAAUAAACACAAGACCUUCAAGAUGAUUGAGAAGUACCUGAAGAAUACUCAUGGCCCAACUCACAAAGAUUACAAAAUGAAGGUAAAAAAUGUAUUUGAGUUGGAGAAGGAAGGCACAUUCAAUACAGGGAUUGAUAAUCAGUAAGUCUUAGUCACCUUGAUUUGAUUUUAGGUUAUCUUACUCAUUUGAUUAAAAUUUUAGCCAACUUUUAUGGCAUGGGUCCCGAUUGCUGAAUUGGUUUGGAAUAUUGCUAAAGGGCUUGCAGAUUGCCCCUCCGGAAGCUCCCAUUGUAAGAUUUUCAUCAUUUUUUGUGAUUUAACGUAGUUGUCGUCAAUAUGAUAAUUUGAAGAAUUUUUGUCAUUGCUGUGCAUGUUUCUUUCAGACGGGCCAUAUGUUUGGAAAAGGAAUCUACUUUGCGGAUUGUGCCUCUAAAUCCGCCAAUUACUGCGAUGCCAAACAUGGAGAUAUUGGUUUCCUUUUGUUAUCUCAAGUUGCACUGGGAGCUCCUCAAGAAUUGACCAAGGCCAAAUACGAAGCCUCGAACUUGCCUGAGGGAGUCCAUAGCACAAAAGGAAUUGGACAGAUGGAACCGGAUCAGAAGAAGAGCGAGUAUAUUACACUUGAUGGGACCAAGGUGAAAAUUCCUCUUGGAAAGAUUGUCGAAAAGGAAAAAACCGAUGAGUUUGAACUUCUUUACAACGAAUAUGUGGUAUACUCGAGAGAGCAGGUCAAAUUAAGGUAUCUUGUGGAGAUUGAAUUCGAAGUUAAUCAGUAA
Molecule: messenger RNA, 1927 nt
Organism: Bursaphelenchus xylophilus (pine wood nematode)
Lineage: Eukaryota; Metazoa; Nematoda; Chromadorea; Rhabditida; Aphelenchoididae
Source: the annotation of a GenBank genome assembly